ACUCUCAAUGCCGGAGUGACAAAAAAGGGCAACCAGAAUGCCCCCUUUACGGUAUUCAUAGCUGGAACUGACGAAGAACAAUCCAACCCCAGUAUUUAUGUUGAACAGCGCGUUUUUCAGAACGCACAAGAGAAAUUCGUGGUCCAUGAGCUCAUGUUCAAGGGCAAGGUUCAGAUUGAUCAGGAAUACCUCUUCAAUGGAUGCGGCGAUGAAGACCUUGAGCUCGGAAAGAGUGAUCUCAGACUCAGAAUUAUGACAAAACUUUUCGACCAAUACAUCCGCCGGGCAAUUUACUACGGCUGUGAUAUUAAAGGUUGUAUCUGGCUCAACGAACAUACCAUCUGUAGUGAACUUGCCCAUAAAGUACAGCGUUAUGACGGGUUGCCACCUUAUCAGAUCUCUUUCAGUGCCGGGGAUCUAGAAACUCUUCUAGAUGCAAAGCCCAGGGGAUCGACUUUGACAACUGACGCGUCUGGAGUAGGUUUGGAGCUUAUUAGGAUGUGCUUCAAGGAGCAGGGGAUUCAUACAGAGGACAAUGGUCAUGUGGGGGAUCUUGAUCUUCGUGUUUUGUACAAGUCUUCUUCGUAG
Messenger RNA from Penicillium nucicola, 588 nucleotides. RefSeq lists its product as uncharacterized. The transcript has 2 exons. NCBI's taxonomy places the organism in Eukaryota, Fungi, Ascomycota, Eurotiomycetes, Eurotiales, Aspergillaceae. The annotation marks the transcript as partial. The record is from RefSeq and is a predicted model, not a curated record.